Molecule: messenger RNA, 1357 nt
Organism: Ziziphus jujuba (common jujube)
Lineage: Eukaryota; Viridiplantae; Streptophyta; Magnoliopsida; Rosales; Rhamnaceae
Product: protein sym-1
Exons: 7
Coding region: 130-1029 (299 amino acids)
Cellular component (GO): membrane; cytoplasm
Source: RefSeq, a predicted model, not a curated record
AGUAUUUUUCCAUCAUCAUCAUAAUUAUUAUAUUAUUGAAAGGAUAAAAGGAGAUGGAUUGCAAAAAAAGAAAAGAAAGAUAAAGUAGAAAUUUAGGCCUUCCUGCAGCCCUAAAAAUUGAAAGCAAAGAUGGCGGCAAACUGUUCAUUACCAGUUGCACGUAAAUCACCACUCUUAUACCGUUUCGUGCGCCCUACUGUUUUGCAUUCUGGUCAGUCGACUGGACUUUUGCUUCCUCCAAUCCCAAUUCAGACAAGGGAGUUAAGGAGGAGCUGUUCCCUGUGCCGUUCUUCCUCUAGUCUUCUCAACUAUGGUCAGGGAACUGCGUACAAAGAUUUUAAUUGUCCAGGAAUUGAAUGGGGGCAACUUGUUCGUGGUCGUUUUCUACUUUCUGCUGCGGCUUCUGAUGGUGGAUCGGCCGGAGCUGCUGGUGGUGGUGGAUAUGGCGGUUCUGGUGAUGGGGAUAAUGGUAGUGGAAGUGACGGUGGUGAAAACAACUGGUCUUUGCUUUCAUGGUACUUGGCUCUUCUAGCAAGGUAUCCUGUGUCAAUAAAAGCGCUGACAUCUGCAUUUCUUACAUUAAUAGGAGAUCUAAUUUGCCAGAUUUGGAUUGAUCAAGCACCGUCACCAGACCUGAAAAGGACAUUCCUUUUUACUUUGUUGGGGCUGAUUUUGGUUGGUCCAACAUUGCACUUCUGGUAUUUGUAUCUAAGCAAAUUGGUAAAAUUGCCAGGAGCAUCAGGUGCAUUUUUGCGCCUUCUGCUUGAUCAGUUUCUUUUUUCUCCCAUAUUUAUCGGAGUUUUCUUAUCUACAUUGAUGACACUAGAGGGAAGGGCUUCACAAAUUGUACCAAAGCUUCAACAGGAGUGGAUUUCUUCUGUUCUUGUUAAUUGGCAACUAUGGAUACCUUUCCAAUUUAUCAACUUCUGGUUUGUCCCACAGCAGUUCCAGGUCCUUGCGGCUAAUUUUGUUGCUUUGAUAUGGAACGUGAUUCUCUCAUUUAAAGCUCACAGAGAGGUUCUCCCAUGAUAGGUACCAGAAGGCACAAGGUGAUAGGGUUAUGUUAGUGAAAGAUGUAUUUCAAUAUUGUUGCUUUUAAUGAAGUGUUAAUCGGUUAUAUUGGUGGAGAACUCAUUGAGUAUUAAUAUUUACCGGACAUAAGUCUUCAUUCAAAAGCAAAUUCUCUAGUACAUUAUGAGGGGGUUAUAUUGGUGCUUUGACAACUAAGCCUACUAUGAACCUAACAGUCUUAUUUAACUUGUUGGAGUUGGCAUCACCUAGGUGUUUCACAAUUAUAGAAUGUUAGAUUUGAAUCACCAAAUUGUUUAUUAGUAAAGAAAUACUUUGGAAUGCAAUA